Nanorana parkeri is the source of this 912-nucleotide messenger RNA. RefSeq names its product protein-lysine methyltransferase METTL21C-like. Gene Ontology annotation, molecular function: protein-lysine N-methyltransferase activity. The transcript is spliced from 4 exons. NCBI's taxonomy places the organism in Eukaryota, Metazoa, Chordata, Amphibia, Anura, Dicroglossidae. The record is from RefSeq and is a predicted model, not a curated record. Gene Ontology annotation, cellular component: cytoplasm; cytosol. Gene Ontology annotation, biological process: peptidyl-lysine methylation. The coding region runs from base 62 to 892 and encodes 276 amino acids.
GUGAGGUCCAGUGUGUGAUCAUUGCUGCUGUGUCUUCUCCCCUGUGUUCAGGGCACCUGCUAUGGAUGCUGAGCGUCUGGAGUGUCUGUCCUGUGUGCAGCCUGUGCUCUCCGCUGCAGAGGAGGAAGACAGCUGGGAGGGAUCUGAUGAAACUGUGGGUGAUCAGGAGGGAAGAUCCGAACCCCAACAUCUACAGACCCCUCAACUGGGGGACGACAAGGAAGAGUUCACAUGUGACCUCAAACCAUGUAUCCAACCCUUCAAGGCAUGGGCUCCUACUGUCUAUUCCUGUUUUGGGAAAGAGCACCUCUGGUAUGCAGGGUACGAAAUUAUUAUCCAGGAGUCCUUUGAAGGUUACGCAGGAGUGAUUUGGCCCGGAGCCAAGGCAUUAUGUUACUUCUUGGAAGAAAACCAAGAUGAAUUUGAUUUGAGAAACAAGAAGGUUCUUGAAAUCGGCUCUGGAACAGGACUGGUAUCGAUUGUUGCAUGCAUCUUAGGAGCUCACGUGUUAGCAACUGACGUGCCCGAUGUGCUUGGCAAUCUAAGAUUUAACUUGGUGAGAAACACAAGAGGACGCUGUUUGCAUAUGCCAGAAGUGAAAGAACUGGUGUGGGGACAAGACCUUGAAUCAAAAUACCCUAAAAUCCCUUGUACGUACGAUUAUAUUCUUGCGGCAGAUGUAGUCUACCACCAUACCUGUCUGGACCAACUACUGGAAACCAUGAAACACCUGUGCCAGCCUGGAACACAGUUAAUAUGGGCCAAUAAAUUCAGAUUUAAUACUGAUUUGGAUUUUUUAGCAAAUUUUAACAAGUCUUUCCAGACAGAAGUGCUGGCAGAGCUCCCAGAUUUAGAGGUUAAAAUCUUCAAAGCAAGACAUGAAGUAGAUUAGACACACACAGCAAAUCAUUU